AUGGUUUCUUCUUUAAACCAAAACAGUACUGCUAAUGGAAUUAAAGAAGAUGUUGUUGUGGUGAUGGUACCUUUUCUAUUACAAGGACAUCUCAAUCAACUUCUCCAUAUCUCUCGACUUGUUUCUUCCUACAAUGUACCUAUCUAUUAUCUUUGCUAUAGUGACAAAAUUAAGCAGGUUAAGUGUCGCGUUCAUGGUUGGGAUCCUCUUACCACUUGUAACAUCCAUUUCCAUGAAUUCCCAAAUCCACCAUCUCGCGAUCAAUACUAUUGUUCUUCAAAUGAAAUGGAAUCGCAAAAAUUCAUACUACCCCUCCUUGAGGAAUCCCUUAUGUUGCGCGACCCUGUGGGUGCAUUCUUACAAGAGGUAUCCAGAAGAACACACAGGGUGGUGGUCAUUUAUGACUCCUUGAUGACUAGCGUUGUUCACGACGCGGUAGUUUCUAUACCAAAUGCAGAGGCCUAUAGUUUCCAUGCCUCGUCUGCUUUUAUGAUAAGUUCCAUGUAUUUGGAAGAGGAAAUAAUACGACACCACCUUCCCUUGUUCAUUGGCAAAUUUGUCGCGAAACUUCUACUCCCUAGUGGAGUUGAAUUUCCCAAUAACCUUCCGUCCUAUCAGACUAGUUUCAUCCCCGAGUUUAUGGACUACAUUACAAUGCAACACUUUAACAGUACUGUUUGCUCUGGAAACCUCUACUCCACAUGCAAGGCGGUUGAGGGAGCUUAUCUCAAUGCUCUUGCAAGGUUCCAUAGGUUACUUAGAAGAGGCGGCAAAGAAUGGGCUAUUGGUCCAUUACAUCCAAUCGCGACAAUUGAUGAUGAUCAAAACAAUGUCAGUCGUCACAAGUGUUUGGAAUGGCUAGAUGAACAAGAACCAAACUCUGUUAUAUUAGUGUCAUUUGGAACAACUACUUCCUUAUCCACAGAGCAAAUCAAAGAGCUCGCUAUAGGGUUGGAAAAGAGUCAACAAAAGUUCAUUUGGAUAUUGAGUGACGCGUUGUUACAAGUAGGUGAACAAGUCCAAAUUCCCAAAGGUUACAUAGAGAGAGUAGAAGGAAGAGGAGUCGUGGUGAAAGAUUGGGCACCCCAAUUGGAAAUCUUGGGUCACUCAUCAACAGGAGGAUUCUUGAGUCACUGUGGUUGGAAUUCUGUCUUGGAGAGCAUCACCAUGGGUGUUCCAUUAGCCACAUGGCCUAUGGUUUUUGACCAUCCGAGGAUUGCAGUGCUCGUCACAAAGGUGCUCAAUAUUGGCAUCACUGUGAAGGAUUGGGAACAACGUGAUGAGUUAAUUACAUCCACAACUAUUGAAACCGCGCUAAAAAAAUUGAUGGCUUCCCCGGAAGGAAAUGAGGUGAGGAAGAACGUGGUAGAAUUGGGUAAAAAAGUUAGAGAAUCCGUUGCUGUUGGUGGCGAUUCUAAAAGGGAUUUGGAUUCUUUUAUAGCUCACAUUACCAGAUCCUAG
Capsicum annuum is the source of this 1461-nucleotide messenger RNA. Its product is annotated as zeatin O-xylosyltransferase-like. Lineage: Eukaryota; Viridiplantae; Streptophyta; Magnoliopsida; Solanales; Solanaceae. The transcript has a single exon. The coding region runs from base 1 to 1461 and encodes 486 amino acids. Gene Ontology annotation, molecular function: UDP-glycosyltransferase activity. The record is from RefSeq and is a predicted model, not a curated record.